AUGACUACUAGAAUUCGCGUCAACGGAAUCAAUGUCGGUCGUCAGGUGGAUAUCGCUUCAGAGGCCCACAAUCGAUUGGUCAAAGACAGCUGUAUUUACUUUGGAGAGCAGUUUCAUUUACAGGGACUAGUUGAGAUUGAGUUCUUGGCAUCCAACAAUAUGCUUCACAUACGGGCACCAGAGCGCUAUAUGGUCUCAGUAAUCUCACGGAGAACGUAG
Messenger RNA from Plasmopara halstedii, 219 nucleotides. RefSeq lists its product as uncharacterized. The coding region runs from base 1 to 219 and encodes 72 amino acids. The transcript has 2 exons. The record is from RefSeq and is a predicted model, not a curated record. Lineage: Eukaryota; Oomycota; Peronosporomycetes; Peronosporales; Peronosporaceae.